Messenger RNA from Sorex araneus (European shrew), 1680 nucleotides. RefSeq names its product Wnt family member 11 (gene WNT11). The record is from RefSeq and is a predicted model, not a curated record. The coding region runs from base 274 to 1338 and encodes 354 amino acids. The transcript has 6 exons. Gene Ontology annotation, cellular component: extracellular region. NCBI's taxonomy places the organism in Eukaryota, Metazoa, Chordata, Mammalia, Eulipotyphla, Soricidae. Gene Ontology annotation, molecular function: frizzled binding; cytokine activity. Gene Ontology annotation, biological process: multicellular organism development; canonical Wnt signaling pathway; neuron differentiation.
AGCGCCAGCCAGCCGCGCGCCGGAGCCCAGCGCCCUCGGAGUCCGCGCCGGAGUCCCCGCGGAACCCCGCCGCCCGCCGCCCGCCCGGACCCCGACCCGGCCUCCCCUCGCCGCUUCGCCCGGACGGCGCCUCCCUGGCCGCCUGCCCAGCCGGCAGGGCGCUCGGCUCCACUGGGGGCCCGCCCGGCCCAUCGGGGCGCACGGAGCGAGCGCUCCAGGAGGCGGCGGGAUCCGGCUGCUGGACGGUGCGGGCCCCGCGCCCGCCGCGCCACCAUGAGGGCGCGGCCGCGGCUCUGCGAGGCGCUGCUCUUCGCCCUGGCCUUCCAGACCGGCGUGUGCUCCGGCAUCAAGUGGCUGGCGCUGUCCAAGACGCCGGCGGCGCUGGCCCUGAACCAGACGCAGCACUGCAAGCAGCUGGAGGGGCUGGUGUCGGCGCAGGUGCAGCUGUGCCGCAGUAACCUGGAGCUGAUGCGCACGGUGGUGCACGCCGCGCGCGAGGUGGUGCAGGCCUGCCGCAGGGCCUUUGCAGACAUGCGCUGGAACUGCUCCUCCAUCGAGCUCGCCCCCAACUACCUGCUUGACCUCGAGAGAGGGACCCGGGAGUCGGCCUUCGUGUAUGCGCUGUCGGCCGCCACCAUCAGCCACACCAUCGCCCGGGCCUGCACGUCCGGCGAGCUGCCCGGCUGCUCCUGCGGCCCCGUGCCAGGUGAGCCUCCCGGGCCCGGGAACCGCUGGGGAGGCUGCGCGGACAACCUCGGCUACGGGCUCCUCAUGGGGGCCAAGUUUUCCGAUGCUCCUAUGAAGGUGAAAAAAACAGGAUCCCAAGCCAAUAAACUGAUGCGUCUACACAACAGUGAAGUGGGGAGACAGGCUCUGCGCGCGGCCCUGGAGGUGAAGUGUAAGUGCCACGGGGUGUCGGGCUCCUGCUCCAUCCGCACCUGCUGGAGAGGGCUGCAGGAGCUCCGGGACGUGGCUGCCGACCUCAAGACCCGCUACCUGUCGGCCACCAAGGUGGUGCACCGGCCCAUGGGCACCCGCAAGCACCUGGUACCCAAGGACCUGGACAUCCGGCCCGUGAAGGACUCGGAGCUGGUGUACCUGCAGAGCUCGCCCGACUUUUGCAUGAAGAACGAGAAGGUGGGCUCCCAGGGGACGCAGGACAGGCAAUGCAACAAGACGUCCCACGGCAGCGACAGCUGUGACCUCAUGUGCUGCGGCCGCGGCUACAACCCGUACACGGACCGCGUGGUGGAGCGGUGCCACUGCAGGUACCACUGGUGCUGCUACGUGACCUGCCGCCGCUGCGAGCGCACCGUGGAGCGCUACGUGUGCAAGUGAGGCGCGCCGGCCACUGCCCCUGCCAGCGGGGCUGGACAGCACAGGCACCGCCCGGGGAAACUGACUGAGCCCGGGGCGACCCUCGCGGGCAUCCAGGCUGGCCCGAGAAGCCAGGGGCGGGGGACCGGCGACCCUCACGCCGGACACUCUCGCCGCCAGGACUGUCCCCCUCUGAAUGUUCUGCCCACCGAGCCCAGGCCGCCCCCCCCCCCGUCCAGGUUGGAACCCCCCAGCCCACCACAUGGAACCACUAGUUUGGGUUGUAAAUGUUUUUUGUUUUGUUUUGUUUAAUCUCUCUCUUUUUUCCCUUCCUCUGGGAUGUGGGAGCUACAGAAAUAUUUA